AUGAGCUAUCAUCAUCCAUUCCCUUUUUGCUUUUUCGGGUCUCGUGGUGUUUUCUUUUCCCUACUUUUCAAAUUAAACAAAGGAUUCACUCAUUGUUCAUGCUCUUCUUCAAUCAUUUUCAACACUGUAAGAGGGUUUCACAAGAGUUCUAGAGGUUGCUCAUGCUCACAUAGCAUCAUUUAUUGUGAUUCAAUUUGGGGGAAAAGCAGAUUCAGCUUCAGAGAUUGA
This is a messenger RNA of Lathyrus sativus (Indian pea), 228 nucleotides long. The record is from the annotation of a GenBank genome assembly. Lineage: Eukaryota; Viridiplantae; Streptophyta; Magnoliopsida; Fabales; Fabaceae.